Molecule: messenger RNA, 1045 nt
Organism: Poecilia reticulata (guppy)
Lineage: Eukaryota; Metazoa; Chordata; Actinopteri; Cyprinodontiformes; Poeciliidae
Product: SH2 domain-containing protein 1A-like
Biological process (GO): cell migration; enzyme-linked receptor protein signaling pathway
Cellular component (GO): cytoplasm
Molecular function (GO): signaling adaptor activity; receptor tyrosine kinase binding
Source: RefSeq, a predicted model, not a curated record
AUCAAGGUGCAAUUUGUCAAGGAACAUUUUCUCAAAUAUCAGCGAUAAUUCAUCAGUCUUUGCUUCCCAGUCAUAAAMUGCAGCUGCUGUGUUGUUUGAGCACAUUACAUCUUCAGCUGCCUGGCCGUUGCCUUUCUACACAAUCCUACUUGGCUCUCGUCUCCCUUCACAGYGCAGGCUGGGCUUUCUCCCAUUGACUUGGAUUCCUCCGGUAGAAUUUCAACCAAUCAGCGAACAGAAGGAGAAACGGUGAACAAURACGUUGAUUUUCUGCGSCGUCUUAGUUUUAGCAAUGUGARCGGAAGAAGUGAACGAAGCCAUUCAGUCCAUGUUGGCCUCGCUUCCAAAUAUGGAAUCAACAUUAACAGCCGCCUUGAUCGGAUCAGCACUUCUCUCUUCUAAUUGGGGAACGRUUGUUUACAGUGGAGGCAAUUUCUGCAGAGUGCCUUCACCUCCACCUGCACAGAGCGUAGCAGAUGGGCACCUGGCUCUGAGGGCGUCAUGGAGACGGAGGGCGCCGCCGUUCGCUCCAUCUACUACGGCCGGAUCGGGAGCAAAGUCACCGAGAAGCUGCUGGAGAUGUUCGGACGCGACGGCAGCUUUCUGCUGAGAGACAGCGAGACGGUGCCCGGGGCCUACUGUCUGUGCGUGAGGAAGGCGCCCUUUGUACACACCUACAGGCUGGAGCGCGACGGCGGCGGCUGGUACCUCCAGGAUUUAAGAGGAAGACUGCUGAGAUUUGGGACUGUUGAGUCRCUGAUCGAUCACCACAGAAGCCACCCGGCCUGCCAUCAGGGCGUAGCUCCCCUCAGCCUUCCUCUGGACAGAGCGACGGUACCGAGCAACUGGAUUCAAGGACUCGUCUACAUGGAGAUGAACAGCGGCRGCAGCCAGUCUGGCCAGUGAGACCCCGUCGUCACGCCGACCGCUCUCAGAUCAUCUUCUUCCAUCUGUUGAUUCAGCCUUUCCCAUAUUUAUUUUUGUAUUACCGUUUGUAUUUUCUGACAUACCUUUUGAAAUAAAUGUGAAACUUUUGGUGUUUAAA